Teleopsis dalmanni is the source of this 1575-nucleotide messenger RNA. RefSeq names its product zinc finger protein sfp1-like. NCBI's taxonomy places the organism in Eukaryota, Metazoa, Arthropoda, Insecta, Diptera, Diopsidae. The transcript has 2 exons. Gene Ontology annotation, cellular component: nucleus. The coding region runs from base 552 to 1445 and encodes 297 amino acids. The record is from RefSeq and is a predicted model, not a curated record.
UAAUGGAAGCUUUUGAUUUUUUUGUCUUCGUUAUACCGGAAUUACUAAAAACGAAUAGUAUAGUUGUCAAAAUGAAGACGAAGGAAUGAUUUAUAUUGGAAUAUUGAAAGUUGCUCUGGCAACAACGUUAACGACGAAGGAACGGUGCAGCGCCUCAAAUCUGUGCGCACUACAUACAAACAUCGCAAGAUAAAAACAAAGCGCAUUAAUAAAAAUUUUAAUUAGAAAACACUUAUCCAAUUAUAUUUGUGAACCUUUCGAUUAUGACAACUCUGCAUGUCUUAAUUCUUUACACCGUUCCUUCGUUGUAAUUUUGGCGAUUGAAGCAUUCGUUUUUGGCAGAUGGUACAGUUAACGUUGUCGCCAUAGCAACUCUCAAUGUUCCAAUAUAAAUCGUUCCUUCGUCUUCAUUUUGACAAUUUUAUCAUUUGUUCUUAUUGUUUCGACUAAGCGAAGCUAAAAAAAAUCUACAGCUUCCAUUAAACGCGAAUAUAUACCAAUUCAUUUUAAUAUUAAUAGACAAACGUAUCUCGAUUUUAUAUAUAGAAACAAUGGCUUUCUUUUUUAACAACAAAUGUCAAUACAGCGGUUGUGGUGAAAAGUUCGGUAGUCUGGCUGAAUUGAUUCAGCACGUUGAGCGUGUACAUAUUGUAAUGGAUGACAGUGAAGAAGUCUCUGGAAUUGAAACCAUGGUGCCUAUGAGCAAAAUAUUGCCUAACAAUAUCCACGACGUGAUGAUGCGUCCUCCGGUUCAUCGCAUCAACAACGGACCACGUCUCCACCCAUCCGUGGCUUCAGUAAACUUCAAUAAUUGUGAGUCUCCAAUUCAGUUGUUGAAUGCAAAUGGAUAUGAUGGUGCUGGUCCAUCAUCACAGUCUGUGUUAGCACCUGCUACUGUUAAUAGUAACGCAAAUACACCAUUUCAGGUACCAAUAUUUUCGGCAAGCAGCAAUAAUUCUCCACCACCGUUUCAGUCGGUCGUUGCACAAGCAAAGCGCGGUUUAAUUCCCAAGAUGCAUUCAAUGAAAAUAGUUGGUAAUCAAGAUGCUGAAUCAUUUGAGAACGAUGACAUUCCAUCAUCAUCAUCGGCGGUAAAGCGAAAAAGUAACAGUUCUAAAAUCUCAUUCUCAAAGAAGAGAAUCUCAUCUAUUAACCGUAAUGUUGAGCCAUCCAUGGCAAAGACAAGUGAUGUUCCAACACAAACAACCUCUGCAUCACCUCCUCCAACAUUUAACGAAAGUACCCAUAUUGCCUUGAGUAAUUUGACUCCGGAUGAAAUUGUCCAAAAUUCGGUUCUAAGGGCAGAUCACUCGCAAUUGAAGCCAUUUCCUUGUCCCAUUCCAGGGUGCAACAAACGAUAUAAACAUUUAAAUGGUAUAAGAUACCAUUCGGAGUUGUAUGAAAGAGAGUUGGAAAAAAAUGCAGAUGAACAUAAAUCGGAUUAAUAACAGUGGCUUGCAACAACAACGGCACCUCGGAGAGACGUCGAAGAAGAAAUGGAACAUGUAUAAGACUAUUUUUGAGUUAACUCAUAUUUGUGUUUAAUAAGGUUUCACGGGUCUUUAAUAAUAUAUU